This is a messenger RNA of Penicillium cosmopolitanum, 183 nucleotides long. RefSeq lists its product as uncharacterized. The transcript has 2 exons. The record is from RefSeq and is a predicted model, not a curated record. Lineage: Eukaryota; Fungi; Ascomycota; Eurotiomycetes; Eurotiales; Aspergillaceae. The coding region runs from base 1 to 183 and encodes 60 amino acids.
AUGACGGCAGCUGAGCAUUCCAUCGCAUAUGCACUCCAAAAGUUGCUUGGAAUUGCGGUGAUACCCGAGAUUCACGCACUGGCAUACGGCCUGAGUAGCGAGCUUCCUGUGCCAUGUGAGUCGCCGCCUAUGUUUAUGCUCGAAGUUAUUCUUACCAAUGGGAAGUCCCUCGAGAUGAUCUAA